CUGGAGAUUAACGGUAAUUAGUUAACCGCGGCUACGUGUUCGCUGUCUUCGUUUCCACUAAACUAAAAAUCAUCGUGUAAAUGUCGACAGUGCUUGCUGGACCUGGAACAUAACAGCUACAUGUCCCCCAGUUUGGGUCAAUGUGAAUGAUACCAUGUCUUUGGAAGAAUUGAGCGCCUCACAGUACACUCAGACGAAGACCUUUGCAUCUCUGAUCGCACAUCGUGAUGUAAAGAGACGCAGGCUGCAGUCUAAACAAGAGCUUCACGAGGCAGCCUUGCAGCUACUCAUCCAGAACCAGAACCUCCUAGAACUCUUCCGGGAGACAGCCUCAGGCAGCAAGACUGGUGAAAACGGCUGUGACCAGAGAACAAAAGAUGUACAUGGUCAAACCGCUGUGGGAAAGAUUGGAAUUUCUCUGCUGGAGCGGGAGCUGCGGAGGGAGGCGGAGCAGCUGCGUGUCCCGGUCGAGGUGCUGUCUGCACAGGUGCUUGUGGACAUGCUCAUAGACCUAAGGCAGCAGGAGGGCGGGCUCUCUGCUAUGCUUUGCUCCAAUGAGAGGGCUCAGGUCUCUGUCCUCCUGAAAGCUGCUCGACAGCUGCUGACAGUGGGAGCCUUUAGCCCUAAACAUCUGUGGCAGAAUUAUUGGAAAGCCCAACCUGUGCUGGAGGUGGUCUACUAUCUGCAUGCUGAGAAACUCCUGCUCCUCAAGGACACCCUCAGCGAGUCUGGUGUGAGCGUAUGGUUAGUGGCUCAGUUACAGAGUCUGUGUGCAUCCAGAGUGACAGAAGAGGCAGAAGGAGAAGUGAGGCAGCAGGUUCUCUCUACUGUGGUGUGUGAGCUGGUGCGUGUUGGGUUUCAUAAAGUUCCAGACUCUGCAGACUCUGCUGUAUCGGAGAACUGCUCCUCUGUGCUGGACCACAUGCUCUCCUGGAUGCUGGACUCACUGGUUGACACAGACAACUCACAGCCGGAGCCGGCUGCAGGAGUCUGGCUCUGUGUGUAUGAGACGUCGCUUUUUGGCGCUUUGGUGUCGGAGGACACACUCCGUGGAUUUUUCAGACACACUCUCACACACAUUCUCACACAUCAGCCCCGGCUUCGAGUCUCGGAUGCCGUUGCCAUGCAGAGUCAGUGGAGUUUUGCUAAAGCCGCCCCCCUACUGACGUCCCUCUUUCGUAAGGUGUGUGUGUUGUUCAGUAUGGAGGAGGUUUUAGUCCAUCUGCAGCAGGUUCUGGAGACUCUUGAAGUGAACUGGCAAAAUGUUCUCUCCUGCCUGUCUACCCUGCUAGUGUACCACACACACACACAGGCCUGUCUCAAAGAGAUGCUCUCCAGACUGUUGAGUUCAGCGUUUCACACAUAUGAUGUGGAGAAGAUGAUCACUGCGUUCCUGCUAGCUCGCCAGGGGGCGCUAGAGGGCCUGGCCGUCUUCCCUUCCUAUAGUGAUUGGUUUAAGAUGGCAUUUGGUGGCACCAGUGGUUACCAUGGAAACAGCAAGAAGUCCUUGUUGUUUUUGAUGAAGUUCCUGUCUGACCUUGUGCCAUUUGAUCCCCCACAGUAUUUGAAGGUCCACAUCAUGCAUCCUCCCUACAUCACGGGGAAGCAUCGUGCACUCCUCCAGGAAUAUGUUUCUUUGGCCAAGACCCGCCUCUCUGACCUGAAGGUUUCUGUUGAUGAGAUGGGUUUGUAUGAGGUUGUCUCUGGUGCUGUAUCUGAGGCUCAGUCACAGUGUCCUGCUCAGUGGGACGUUGAGAAGGCUGUCACCUUGUUUCAGAGCACUGGCAGGAUACCUGCCACUGUGAUGGAGGCCAGUAUUUUCAGGCGGCCAUAUUUCCUAACCCGGUUCCUCCCUGUUCUUCUGAUGCCACGGGUGCUCCCACAGGAACCAGAUGCUAAGAUGGCUUUUAUUGAUGCCUUGAGGAAAGCAGAGAAAAUCCCUGCAUCUGUGUUCUCCUCCUACUCUGAGGCCUGUUUAAGGGAGCGACAGGAAGGGGGCACUGUCUUAGGUGACUCACUGGAGAAGGAGGGGACUCCUCACGUGGAUGUCCAGACUCAGUUACAGCAGCUGAGGAGAUUACUGACUGCAGGGGCUAAUGAAGGAGACAUUCGUGCUCAACUGUCCCGUCUGUCCCAAGCUCUGGGUAACGUCUGUCCUGACAGCCCUGAAGAUCAGACCAACCACACAGUGAUCAGACUGACUCUGGACCUGCCCACUAUAUCACACACAGUUGCUUCUGUGGUGGAUCUGGUCCUGCGUGGUUUCUGUCAGUGUGUGUUAGACGCGUGUAGGGUCAGUCCUCCACACAGGCAGGGUCAGUGGGCCAGUAUGUUUCUGAGGAUGCUUGUGGGACAACAGAAGCUGUACACAGCCCUGAUUCUCCGAACGUUCCAGCUACUACAUCAGGGACCAUCUCUGGCUGCAGCUCAUGUCCUAGGCCUGGCUGUGUUCUUGGUGGAGAUGCAUGCAUGUAGAGAAGUGUGCCCCCUGGUGGAGCUUCUGCCCUGCAGCCUGCGGUCUGCCCGCAUGUCUCCAGCUGAGGCUCUGAGCACAGCUCUUCUCUCCUCCACUGCCAGCCACAUGCAGUUCUCUCUCAGGCUGUCUGUUGCUGCACUGUGCUAUGCCCGGUGUAGAUCCAUCUCCCAGAGGGAGGAGCUCAAUCACUGGGUCCCUGGACGUCUGCAUAAGCAGCUGCUCUUCCUCAUGCCCAGGCUCCUGCCUGAGACUCGUGCAAGUGUGGUUACCAUGGUUGAUGGGAGUGUGUUCAGUGAGGGAGCUGAUGAAGAGGAGUGUUUGUCUGCAUGGAUGAGUGUGACUGACUCAAGUGGAGAUGUGAGGAGCUCUGUCAGAGCAAUGUGGAAACACACAGCCAUCAGGAACCUGUGGAGUCAUCCAGAACACCAGCUCUCCUUCUCAGAGUGGUUAACGGCUGAACUCAAAGUGCAACGCAGUGAGGAUGCUCUGUCUGAAAGUGAGAGGCAGGUGUAUGAGCGGUGGGUGUGUCUUCAGUGGUUCCUCCCACUGGAUGUGGCUAAUGGAGGCUGUGGGGGAAGUAGUGUGACAGCAUGUAAACACAUCAUCAACGCUGUACUGGAUACAGGGCUCCUCUCUGCUCCUGAACACACACACUCGUGCCGUGUAGACGUGCUGUCCAGACUGCAGGAGCUGGUGUGGGAGCUGGAGUUUGUACGUAUCCACAGGAAGACGGAGAGAGAGGAGGGACAUUUCCUCUGGGACCUGAUGGCGCAAAGGUGCUCUGUGACCUCUGACCCUGAGAACAUCAGCAUUGAGCUGGAACUCCAGAGAACACUGCAUACCUUCAACAGUGUAAUCUUGGCCCUGCCAGCUGUGGUACUGGUGAGAGUGUGCGCUGCUGGAGGAAGAAAUCCGCUGGACCUAAAGGCUCUAAUGGAACACAUCAACAAUCACCAGAGGAGGGUCUGCUGUCCUGCUGCUGCACUUUCCUGCUCCCUCACAGGUCACUUCCUCUCAGCUGUGUUCAGUGCAAGUGUGAAGUGUGACUCUCCUGUGGAAGCUGCUAACAUAGCCCUCUCCCAGCUCAGUCUGAAGUGUCCUCUGCUGCUGGUGUCAGUGGCGCACUGGUGGCGGCGUCUCUCUCCGAUGCUGUGUUCUCUGUGUGAACGAGUGAUGGGGGAGCAGCCUGCACUAAUACAACUCCUUAGGGAGUGUCAUGAGUGGGCCAGCAGGGCUGCUCAGGGGCUCUCACCUGCUGUGCCUCCAGCACCUCCUCUGCUCCUGGCUGUGUGUUUGCACUGUGCACUUGAACAGCAGGGUGGCAGCACUGAGCAUAUUAAAGCAAACCUUACAUUGUCGCCAGAGCGGCACAAACAGGUGCUGGUUUUCUUGAUGUUCUUCUACACAACAGACCUUCUGUCUGCUCACCUCAGAUCCCAGGAGGAGAAGAUUGUAAGUCAUGCUAAAGAUCUGAGUGUUCACCUCCUAACCCUGCUAGUGGACUCUUCUGAUUGGCUGUCACUUUUCCACCAAUCAGGAUCUGGACAGGAAAAUGUUUUCCAGUGCGUCACCAUGGUGACCACGGAUGUGAAUAUCCGGCUGAUGCCUUUUGCUUUCUUCAGCAUCCUAGCAGCUGCAGGAGGAGUGUUGGACAGGGCGGUGAGGGUUCCGAGAUUCCUACACACAGCUGUGACGUUAUACGUGGCCCUUCUGAGGCUCUUCUUGCAUGGACACACGGCACCCAUCAGCUCUGAGACUCUGCCCCUGCAGCUUCUGGCCAGAGCCCAGCGUAUUGUACUAAACAGCAUCCAACAGAGUCCUAUCAGCUCCCUCUCACAUAGCCAGUGGAGCAAGGUGCAGGCAGACUGUGAGGAGCUGGACCCUGAGGUGGGCUCUGCGCUGUCCAUGAUGUUACACGCCAGCAACCCUGACCUUCCCCCUGACCUCAACCCCAGCCUUGAUGCCAUAUUCAGCUCAUCUAGGAGCUUUCCGUGAGUGGAGGUGGUUUGAGA
This is a messenger RNA of Electrophorus electricus (electric eel), 4488 nucleotides long. RefSeq names its product FA complementation group A (gene fanca). Gene Ontology annotation, biological process: interstrand cross-link repair. Gene Ontology annotation, cellular component: Fanconi anaemia nuclear complex. NCBI's taxonomy places the organism in Eukaryota, Metazoa, Chordata, Actinopteri, Gymnotiformes, Gymnotidae. The record is from RefSeq and is a predicted model, not a curated record.